Messenger RNA from Pseudocercospora fijiensis CIRAD86, 1103 nucleotides. RefSeq lists its product as uncharacterized. Gene Ontology annotation, molecular function: hydrolase activity, acting on halide bonds, in C-halide compounds. The coding region runs from base 180 to 998 and encodes 272 amino acids. The transcript is spliced from 2 exons. The record is from RefSeq and is a predicted model, not a curated record. Lineage: Eukaryota; Fungi; Ascomycota; Dothideomycetes; Mycosphaerellales; Mycosphaerellaceae.
GGCCGACGUGGACAUUGGGACUACUAUAAAUUCACUAAAGAGCGCUCCCUGCGCACUCUCCUCGAGCAAUUCUAGGCCUGGCAGGUCAAGACUGACAAUCCGUACCAGUUUCGCCCCUACCACACAUCAGCACUACCCAGCUCUCGUCCAUACUCACGGGCUCGUAACUACUUUGCAGAAUGCAUCACCACAAGAUAGCUCCUCCAUUUCAGGGGGCGCAGCCGAAGGCGCUAUUCUUCGAUGUUUUUGGCACGUGUGUCGACUGGCGGAAGACUGUUACAGAUGCACUUUACAACAGAGCUCAAGAAGCCUUGAACUCCUCAACUCCUUCGCUCUCUGGUCAAGCUUAUACGAAGGCUACAGCUAUGACGAAGGAAGACUGGGGCGAGCUCGCACAAGACUGGCGCAACACCUAUCUGGUAUUUACUCGUGCAAUUGCGAGCGACCCCGAUAUUCCAUAUAAGACCGUCGAUCAGCACCAUCUUGACGCUCUAGUGGAGCUUUUGGAGGCCGAGCAUUUGGCCUCUCUGUGGAAUGAGCAGCAGGUUCUGGAGCUUAGCAAAAUCUGGCAUUAUCUGGAUCCGUGGGUCGACACGCCACAUGGCAUCCGUGAGCUGAACAAGAAAUUCAAUACCUGUACGCUGAGCAAUGGCAAUGUCAGCCUUCUGGAGGACAUGGUCAAGCAUGGCGGCAUGCCUUUUACCCACAUCUAUUCCGCAGAGAUGUUCAAUUCCUACAAGCCGAGUCCCAAGGUCUAUCUUGGAGCUGCAGAGAAGAUGGGUAUCAAGCCUGAGGAGUGUGUGAUGGUGGCUGCGCAUUUGGACGAUCUCAAAGCGGCCAAGUCACUCGGCUUCCGCACGGUCUACGUGGAAAGGUCGUUGGAAGAGCGACAUCCUGAGCUGCGCGACGAGCAGGGCAUCGUUGAUGUUUGGGUCACCGAGGGUGAGGAUGGUUUCAUUGCUGCGGCCGAGAAGCUAGGCAUCGAGGUGCAGAGGUGAGUUGUGGUGUUGUUCAUGGUGUGAGCUUUGGCGUAUUGGCUGCCGCCAGUUCGGCGUUUUGCAUCGUGAUAGAAGUUCGAAUGUCUUGUGGUUGUUGCUCUUCGU